Zingiber officinale is the source of this 540-nucleotide messenger RNA. RefSeq lists its product as uncharacterized. The transcript is spliced from 3 exons. NCBI's taxonomy places the organism in Eukaryota, Viridiplantae, Streptophyta, Magnoliopsida, Zingiberales, Zingiberaceae. The record is from RefSeq and is a predicted model, not a curated record. Bases 1 to 540 code for a protein of 179 amino acids.
AUGAAAGAAGCAACAAAAGCAGACAUCGAGGCUCAAUUCCUGGUCAUAAGAUUAAUCGUGAAGUUGCUGAUCAGAAGAGAUGGGCUUGGAAGACUUGGUUUGUCAAGCUUGCAAAAAAUAACAGUUGCAUUUUGGAUAUUAGCGUACAGUGUACUAGUAGAUGCUACUGAUGAGUACAUUAAAAUAGGGGAAUCAAUUGCUAUUGAAAGUGUGGAACAAUUUUGUCGUGCUGUUGUUGAAGUUUUUGGAGGGCAGUACCUACGAUCUCCAAAUGUUCACGAUGUUGCUGGGCUACUUCAUAUUGGUAUUACAAUUUCUGCUCGUUAUGUCAUUCAAGGAAAAGAGUACAAUAUGGAUUACUAUUUAGCUGAUGGUAUAUAUCCAAAAUGGUCAAUACUUGUUCAAACGAUUCAUGCUCCACAAGGUCGAAAGAAUAAAUUAUUUGCAAUGAAGCAAGAAGCGUGUAGAAAGGAUGUUGAGCGAGCAUUUGGCGUGCUCCAAUCACACUUUACAAUUGUUGCAGGACCUUCACGUUUUUGA